AUGGACUCAAAAGUGCCGGGUGGACAUGUCGGUCGACACAGGCUGGUCGUGAUAAUUUCCUUGUCAAUCGUGAGCUUUCUGAGCGCUUUCGAUUCGACCGUGUUUCCUCCGGUUUUGCCAACUAUCGCCAAAGACUUACAUGGCAAUGCAACUGAUACAUUCUGGGUGGGAACUGCCUACCUACUCCCGUGUGCAGCCCUACAACCGUUCCUGUGCGCUUUAUCCGAUGUAUACGGCCGACGAUUCAUCCUGCUUUCUUCGAUCACUUUGUUCGCAAUUGGCUCAGUUGUCGGAUCAGUCGCCCAGAAUAUGGCGACAAUUCUAGCCGGUCGGACUAUUCAAGGAAUGGGUGGUGGUGGCCUCAUCCCUCUGCCAAUGAUUGUUAUGACCGACAUAUUCCCUCUGCGUGAGAGACCCAAGUAUACCGCCUACAUCCAGCUAUUCUCGGCCAUUGGUAUCAUCAUUGGACCUGUCAUGGGAGGUCUGUUCACUCAGCAUGCUGCUGAUCACGGUGGAUGGCGCUGGGUCUUUUACGUCAACUUUCCCCUCUGCCUGAUCGCUUUUCUCGCACUAUUUUUCGCCCUACGGAAGAUGAAGGUGACACGCGAAAGCUAUCGUCACAUUGAUUGGCUUGGCUCGUUCCUUUUUACGUCGAGCAUGGUCUGCUUCUUAAUGGGUUUAUCUUGGGGUGGUACUCUCUACAAAUGGGACAGCUAUCGUACGCUGCUUCCACUGUCUCUGGGGGCCGUCGGAAUAGUCUGCACCAUCAUAUGGGAGUGUUAUGGGGCACGCUGGCCGUUUUUGCCUCUUUCUGUUCUCAAAAGCCGUGCGUCAAUUGCAGUAUAUUUAUCAUCGCUGGUGCAAGGAAUUUCGAUGUUCGGUAUUCUCUACUAUAUAACCUUCUACCUCGAGGUAGUACAGAAGCUCUCCCCGACCAAAACUGGAACCGAAAUCUUAGCGCUCUCUGCGACAAUGGUUCCAUCCGGUCUCAUAACUGCCAUCUUGAUCUCGAAAUUCGGAAAAUACAAAUGGGCGCAGUGGAAAGGCUGGGUCGUGGCUGCUCUAGCUACUGGCCUCCUCUGCCUUCUGGAUGAAAAGACAAAGAAAGGCUUCUGGAUCGGAGCCAUGGUGCUUCUUGGACUCGGACAUGGAAUUCUCUUCAACAGUAUCCUUUUUGCUGCGCAGGCCAUCGUGCCAGCCAAGAACGUUGCAUAUGCAGCCACUCUUUACACAUUCUUCCGCACAAUGGGAUACGCUGUUGGUGUCGUCGUUGGAGGUACGACGCUAGAGAAUGUCAUGGCUGAUUACUUGAAAGAUCAUGGCUUCCCCGCACAGAAAGCACAGGACAUAUCAUCCCACAUUGGACUUUCAGAGGGUCUAUCCGCGGGCACUGGCCAUGCAGACGUUAUUAUACAGUCUUACGUGCACGGUCUUCGCGGAGUAUUCGUGGCACUUACAUGCUUGGCGGGGCUUGGUCUGGUUUCCACCUUUUUUGUGCCCCAAGCAAACAUGGAUCAGCCUCUGGAGUCUGAUCAUCACCUGGAAUUGCUACGGCUGGAUUCAAAUCCUCCUACUCCUUCCAUUAGAGACGCGAGGUCUGAGUCUACUUUGACUGUGGAUUUAAUUCAAGGUAAAGCAGAAAAUGCUGUCGAGUUGCAUCGAGUCAUCUGA
This is a messenger RNA of Penicillium cataractarum, 1671 nucleotides long. Its product is annotated as MDR family MFS transporter. NCBI's taxonomy places the organism in Eukaryota, Fungi, Ascomycota, Eurotiomycetes, Eurotiales, Aspergillaceae. Gene Ontology annotation, molecular function: transmembrane transporter activity. Bases 1 to 1671 code for a protein of 556 amino acids. The record is from RefSeq and is a predicted model, not a curated record. Gene Ontology annotation, biological process: transmembrane transport. The transcript has 3 exons.